AUGUGCGGUAACUUCAACAACAAGAGACCAGACGACUUCCUGAUGCCAAAUGGACAGUUGGCCCAGAAUUCUAAUGAAUUAGGAAAUAGUUGGAUAGUCUAUGACAAAUCUGAUCCAACAUGUACAGAUGUACCCACUCCAACUCCACCCACCACGUGUCCUCCAGAGAAAAAGAACCUGUAUGAAAGUGAUACAUUCUGUGGUAUACUAACAAGUAAAGAUGGCCUGUUUAACAUAUGUCACUCUGUAGUCGAUCCUGACAGCUUCUUUGAAAGCUGUGUGUUUGAUUUCUGUGCUUUAGAUGGAGGCAAAGAUGUUUUGUGUAGUGCCUUACAAGCAUAUGCUGAUGCCUGUCAAAAACAAGGAGUCACCAUUCCAAACUGGAGAAACAUAACAUCAUGUGAGAAAUGCAGCUCUCCUUGUGUGGAAGGGUGUGAAUGUAAUAAUGGUUAUAUCCUCAGUGGAGGAAUUUGCGUAUCUGAAGCACAAUGUGGAUGUUGGUACAAUGGCCAAUAUUACAAUAGAGACGAAGAGUUCAUUGAAGGAAACUGUGAGAGAAGAUGUCAGUGUCAAGAAAACAAUAUUGUUUCUUGUCUACCAAUGUCUUGUCCAGAAGAUGAAAUCUGCAAGGUACAAGAUGGUUUUCUGGGCUGCUACAAACCAAGCACAGCAAUCUGCCAUAUUUAUGGAGACCCCCAUUACUCUACAUUUGAUGGCACACUUCAUCACUUCCAAGGAUCGUGUAACUACACUGUGUCGGAGACCUGUGCCAAUACAUCGCACAGCUUUAGUGUCACUACACGCAACGAACACAGAGGUAACCCAAGCUGGACGGCCAUUAGUUCUGUUGCCCUGAUUGUCGACGAUGUACACAUUCUGAUACAGAAGAACAAUAUUGUGCAUGUUAACAAUGCUUUAGUUACUCUUCCUACGAAUGUGUCUGGCAUAAGUAUCAUAAAAAGUGGGCAGUAUGUAGUAGUGAAUACCAACUUUGGACUCCAAAUUAAAUUUAAUGGAGAUCAUGAGUUAUUUGUUAUAGUGGAUGAAAGAUACAAAGAUUUAUUAUGUGGUUUAUGUGGCACCUACAAUGACAACCGCCUUGAUGACUUCACAACACCUGAUGGCAGCAUUGCAACUGAUGUCAAUGACUUUGGAAAUAGCUGGCGAGUACCAGAUGAUGGUUGGCCGUGA
Messenger RNA from Bufo bufo (common toad), 1191 nucleotides. Its product is annotated as zonadhesin-like. Bases 1 to 1191 code for a protein of 396 amino acids. The record is from RefSeq and is a predicted model, not a curated record. Lineage: Eukaryota; Metazoa; Chordata; Amphibia; Anura; Bufonidae. The transcript has 4 exons.